UAGAAUCUAUGGUCACGUGUUUGAUGGGCUGAUGAACAUGUGCUCAGUCAAAGUCAAUGACUCAGUCCUACACCUGCUCCUCUGAGAUCUAACCAUUGUCCACACAGCAAUAACACCAUUCAGCAUGUUGCAUCUGUUAUUGUCUAACCAAGCUCUCUGGCUGAGGCUGUGAGAACCUUCAGCCAGACCAAGACCCACACAUUCAUAUGGAGAUGUGGGACUAUAAAUAGGAGGGAUGAAGCCAGCAGAGAUCAGACUCUCUCUACAGAGACCUCUACAGCACACAGAUCCAGACAUGGCACCUACAAUCACUGCAGCAAUGACCAACUCUCAGGAGCAUCUGACUCUGAUUCACAAGCUCAGAAAGCCUCUGGUGGAGAAGUUACGCAGAGAGCGAAUCAACAGCAGCAUUGAGCAGCUCAAGUCUCUCCUGGGUCCAGAGUUCCUCAAACAGCAGCCAGACUCCAAGCUGGAGAAAGCAGACAUCCUGGAGAUGACAGUUUGCUUCCUGACAGAGCUGCAGCAGCAGAGUCAACAGCAGAGAAGACUGCUGAACCACUUCAACAGGCUGCAGUCCUCCUCUGAUAAGAACCUGAGAGAGGCUGACUUCUCUCCUCUGAGCUCCUCAGUCCAGACCAGCAUCACCAAAGACAAGAGUCCAGUCAACAGCGCCCUCUGGAGGCCGUGGUAGACACUUACAGACUGGAGUCACUACCAGACAAACUGAGAUGACCAUGUUGGUCAAAGAUUACUGAACUGAAUUCUAUGAAAUUGAAGGACUUGUUCUUCUGUA
This is a messenger RNA of Lates calcarifer (barramundi perch), 793 nucleotides long. RefSeq names its product transcription factor HES-5-like. The transcript has 2 exons. Gene Ontology annotation, cellular component: nucleus. The coding region runs from base 236 to 691 and encodes 151 amino acids. Gene Ontology annotation, molecular function: DNA-binding transcription factor activity, RNA polymerase II-specific; protein dimerization activity; RNA polymerase II cis-regulatory region sequence-specific DNA binding. NCBI's taxonomy places the organism in Eukaryota, Metazoa, Chordata, Actinopteri, Centropomidae. The record is from RefSeq and is a predicted model, not a curated record. Gene Ontology annotation, biological process: anterior/posterior pattern specification; regulation of transcription by RNA polymerase II; regulation of neurogenesis.